Messenger RNA from Salvia hispanica, 885 nucleotides. RefSeq lists its product as uncharacterized. The record is from RefSeq and is a predicted model, not a curated record. Lineage: Eukaryota; Viridiplantae; Streptophyta; Magnoliopsida; Lamiales; Lamiaceae.
AUGGCCAUGAAUAUACCGCUCCAGUCUGUGUUCUUGUACAAAGGGUUGUGGUCUCCGGAGAACGACUCAAUCUUGGUAGCCACUCUCAUACGUCUGAAGCAAGAGACAAUGUGGACUCUUGACGAGUUCCCUAUCUACUUCUUACUCACUGCCAGGAAAGAAAUCAAGGCGAAGACGGGUGCUGAUUUCACUGAGGCAGAAAUGAAAAAACGAGUGGAAUUCUUGAAGGAUCGAUACAAAACUUUUAAGAAGGUGACGGCUGAUAAUGGAACACACUGGGAGAUGCCAUUCAAAGUAGUUGUGGCGAGCGACGAGGUUUGGACAAAGAUCAUGAAGACACUCCCACUGGCGGCAGCCUACUACUAUCACGACGAGCCAAUCGUCAAUGAGCUCGCAACUUUGUUCGGAAUGGAUGAUGUGAAAAUUGAGACAUCGAAGGAAGUAAUAGUCAUUUCAGAUACAACGGAGAAGCUGUCGUUCGAGGAAGAUGAUGAGGAAGUCAAUUCGCCAAUUUUUCAUCCAGAGACUAAAGUCCGUCGCAAGCUCUUUGUCGACCAUGAGGGAGUAUCAGACAGGCUGUCCAGUUCGGGCCGUAUGGCUCCCCCCUAAAAAUGGCUCCUCUUUUGCCUAAUGGAAACCCCCCAUGGGGUAGCCCACUUGGAAGCUCAGUUGCGUCGUCUUCACCUGUUGGAAGGGUGCGCCGUUCGCCCGUGUGAUGUACUAGUUUGCAUUAAGAGGCGCAUGCGGUCCAAAAACUAGUAAAAAAAUUACCAUUUGUUUACUUAAGACCUCGCGAAAAAGGACCUCGUUUUUUUUUGGCCGCGCCUACUUAGUGCAUUGUGUUUUGUGUAGUUGUAAGUGAUGUAUCACUAAGAUUAUGUAGCA